Molecule: messenger RNA, 450 nt
Organism: Spathaspora passalidarum NRRL Y-27907
Lineage: Eukaryota; Fungi; Ascomycota; Pichiomycetes; Serinales; Debaryomycetaceae
Gene: ASG7
Product: Asg7p
Exons: 1
Coding region: 1-450 (149 amino acids)
Source: RefSeq, a predicted model, not a curated record
AUGGAAUCAACCAGAUACAACUUAGAAGAGAACACUCUAACUCCAAGAGAAUCAAAAUCUGACUAUGUAGAUUUGGAUGAGUGUACGUGUGCAUCAUGCAAUCAUUGGAAGCACUUACACAGGAGACAAUCACGAUUCUUACUCCUUGGAAUAAUCAUUCCAUUGAUUUGGCUAUACAAUAUCGCACAAAUUGUGUUUGGAUUGUAUUUCAAAAAUCAUAAUCCUAGGUCUAUCAGCCAAUUUGUACAAAUAGGUAAUAGAGAAGAAUCAUUAAUUAGCAAUGUGAAGUUAGACCAUGGAUAUAUUGACAAUCAUAUGAAAAUAAGAAAAGAAAUGUAUACUGGAAUAGGCCAUACUUUAUUGGCGAUUAUUAUUUAUGGAUUGCUUGUGUUUAUGGCGGUUGCUUGUAGUGCCGAUUAUAUUAGAGUGGGAGAAUACUAUGGCCAAUAA